UCAAUUAAGGGCUCGUUUGGAUGUCAAAUUUAGCUUAGUGCACUUCACUUUUAGACUGUUUUGGAUAUCCAAAUACACAAAUGAGUGCAGUUCAACUUAAACUCGUUGAAUGAGCUCCACGUAAAUAGCGUCAACAACUACCAAAAGGGACUUUAUGGUUUCCCAAAUAUGAGCUGACAAUUGACAUCGGUUGGACAAUGCAUUUCAAGUGCAUUACUCAUUGACACGUGUUGUUAGCCCCCACAACUCAAAUCCACGGUAUGACAUUUGUUCUUUAAUCCUUGCAUUCCUUAAUCCUUGCACCAUAAUAAAGUGUAGAAAUCUUUUUUUUUAACAGAUUCGGCGCACUGUGGGGAGACAAUAAUGGUAGUAAAUAAUAGAUAUUUAUGGUGGGUCUUAAUAAUUUUAUAACUUCCCAAAAAUAUAUCUAAACUCAUCCUAACAUCUAAAUACAUUUUAAACUCAUCUUAAGUAGGUCCUACAAAAUUCACUUAAUCAUCUUAACUCACUAUUAUUCAUAAAAAAUUUAGAUUAACUCAACUCAACAUUCAUACACAGCCUAAAGGUCCUGAUCAUCCCUUGAAAAGCGUGUUAAUCUUGGAAUAUUCAUUUUGCUAAUUGAAAAGGAUGACCUUUGCUAGCUCCAAGAGGAGGUUCUAGUAUAGUGCAACAGUGUAGAGUACCAUUGGACCGUUUGGUUUUUGGUCCCAUGGUCUAAAGAACGUUGUAUGAUGAUAAUUACGUAGUGGUUGGAGGGUUGAAAGCAAUAGUUUAUGCUUUUGCCGACCCACUACCUUUUACCUUUGCAUCUUAAUGAAUGCCACAGCACUUUGGACAACUGCAUUCAAACAAAACAACUCAUAAAUUUAGUUUUAAUGUCUUUUGGACGCAUGGAAUCCACUUCGUCCGUUCCCAUUUAAGCACUCUUUGAAGGACAGACUCCCCGUGCCGGUUGAAGGCUUGUAAUGCUCUGGCCGUGUGAAUUGUGAUUAAAUAGUCAAAAAGCUCAUGAGGGUUUAGAGAGAGACAGAGAAUAUAGAAGGGCACGAACAAAAAGAUGUAGAAGAAGCCAAAAACAGAAGACAAUGUUCUCUCUGGACUCCAUUGCCUUUUUCUCUUGGGUACCCGAAGAAAUAUGAACUGUGUAUCUUCCUUAUCUUUUUUAAUCUUUAUGCUGGAAGAAAAUCAGGGUGAAGAAAGCAAGCACGCACCCAAGCAGGUCGGAGUUGCAUCUUUUCUUGCAGACACCGAACAAUAAAUUAAGAAGCCUACGUACAAAUAACACUUUAGUGCGAGAGAAUGCUGCUUAGAGAAACCAUUAGCAAAACCAAGAUCCUCUUUCGCAAAACUCUACAAAACUUCAAGUCUUUCUUCUUUCACAGAUAUCAAAAGCUUCCCAAGCUCCCUUCCUUCAAUCACUUGACUCGUGGCAGCCGCAACCGAAAAGAUCAUCAAAAAGAUCAAUUCUACAUGAGUUUCUUUGAUGAAUUGGAGGCCAAUCUAGACAAGGUGAAGGAGAGUUACAGCAGUAGUAUAAUGGCUUCAAAAGAGCCCAGGAAGGGUACUGAAGAUGCACGUAGUGGAAACUUCGUGAAGUUGGCAAACCAAAGUCCUGCCAAGAGCAAACAGCAGGAAAAAGAGAAGAAAACCAAUAAAGAACGUUCCCAAAUAGGUAAAAGGGAAGAGUCAUGCUCGAAGAACACGAAUGGAGAAGAAGGCCAUGGAUUAACUGCACAAAAGAUGAAAGAUUUGGAGAUGAUGGAGGCAGGAGAUGUAGAACAAGUGCUGGACGUAGAGGAGGCGCUCCACUACUAUUCUCGCCUCACAAGUCCUGUUUAUCUAGACCUUGUCGACAAGUUCUUCAUGGACAUUUACUCUCAACAAUUCGAAGAGGAGAGACUUGGCUCCACUAUUAGGUUCUAGAUGACUCUUUCAUCGUGCACUGGAAUCUGUCUGUGUUCUUCUUUUUAAUAUCGUUUUAUUUUCUUUCAUUUCCUUCUGCAUGUAUCGUGUUCUUGGUUUCCAGCUGAUCUGUCGACAUUUCUUAAUAAAUCAAACUUGAUUGCCUUCUGCUUGA
This is a messenger RNA of Carya illinoinensis, 2077 nucleotides long. RefSeq lists its product as uncharacterized. The record is from RefSeq and is a predicted model, not a curated record. Lineage: Eukaryota; Viridiplantae; Streptophyta; Magnoliopsida; Fagales; Juglandaceae. The transcript has a single exon. The coding region runs from base 1300 to 1923 and encodes 207 amino acids.